UCAACAUACUACUACCUACUUUGCCAAACCAGGUGCAACAAUUUUGAGUUCUCGAAGAACCUAGACUAACACUGUAAAGCAGAUGGAUAGCAUUUUGGAGGCAACCUCUUUCAGUAUUCCAGAAUGCAUUUUGGCCUCCAGUGGCCACCGAAUGCCUCUUUUGGGCUUUGGCACUGCAGCUUCUCCACCUGUAGGACCAGAAGUUACGGAAACGGCGAUUCUCCAAGCGAUUGAACUUGGCUAUAGGCACUUUGAUACAGCAACUUUGUACAGGACUGAGCAGCCACUAGGUGAAGCAAUCAUAGAAGCAAUUUCGCUUGGGUUAAUUAAAUCUAGAGAUGAGCUCUUCAUCACUUCCAAGCUGUGGUGCAGUGAUGCCCAUGGGGAACUUGUUCUUCCUGCCCUUCACAGGAGCUUACAAAAUCUGAGGCUGGAGUACCUUGAUCCCUAUCUCAUUCAUUGGCCAGUAAGCUCAAAACCAGGGAUUUAUGAAUUCCCCAUAAAGCAGGAAGAUUUCCUCCCAAUGGAUUUCAAUGCGGUAUGGAAAGCCAUGGAACAUUGUCAAAGGCUUGGCCUCACCAAGUCUAUUGGUGUUAGCAAUUUUUCCUGCAAAAAGUUGGCUGACAUCCUGGCCAUUGCUAAGAUCCCUCCUGCUGUUAAUCAGGUGGAAUUGAACCCACUGUGGCAACAAAAGAAGCUUCGAGAGUUUUGCAAGGCAAAUGGUAUCCUCUUGACAGCCUACGCUCCACUGGGAGCCCAAGGUACCAUUUGGGGCAGCAACAGAGUUCUGGAGUGUGAAUUGCUCAAUGAAAUCGCCAAGGAAAAAGGGAUGGCCGUUGCUCAGAUUUGUCUGAGAUGGGCCUAUGAGCAAGGGAUCAGUGUAUUGGUAAAGAGUUUCAACGAGGACAGGAUGAAAAGCAACUUGGAGAUAUUUAACUGGUCAUUGAGACAAGACGAGGUGAAAAAAAAGAUCAAUGAGAUCCCACAAAGCAGAAUUUGCAGCGGAGAAGAUUAUAUCUCCAAAUAUGGGCCUUUCAAGACUACUGAGGAUCUUUGGAAUGGAGAAAUUUGAUUAAUUUAAUCAUAAAUAUUUUUAACUGAUGGUGAAUAAUCCACUAGGAGAUUCUUUGUACUAUCCAAUAAUCACAUUGCUAACAGCAUCCAUGGUUUUCUAAUGCUCAACCACAUGAAUAUUUAAAUAGUUUAUAGCAUAUACAUUCAUAAAAAUCAAAUGGUUUAUUGCAUUCUAUAAGAAUUUUUACGAGACAAAAUUGUGAUGCUUAAUGGGUCAAAGCAGGUUGGUAUGGACCUUGGCAUAGGGCAUGGCCUUAAACUUCUAAAUACACUCUUCAUUGUGUUGCUUGAUCUGAGUUAUUCUAGGAUUGGCCCUCAAAGGUGUGGAUCCCUGCCUGUCUCCUCUACAUCCUAGAUAUCGUGUGCUUGCAGGUAAGUCCUCAUCUUUAACACCCACAUGUGAUGAUUUUCUCCUAAAAAAUUGGAGGUGAGGAGAAAAUUUGUAAAAG
Durio zibethinus is the source of this 1523-nucleotide messenger RNA. RefSeq names its product non-functional NADPH-dependent codeinone reductase 2-like. The record is from RefSeq and is a predicted model, not a curated record. NCBI's taxonomy places the organism in Eukaryota, Viridiplantae, Streptophyta, Magnoliopsida, Malvales, Malvaceae. Gene Ontology annotation, molecular function: oxidoreductase activity, acting on the CH-OH group of donors, NAD or NADP as acceptor.